UGGUCACCUAGGGCAUUACCGUGAAACCGUUCCCACUGACGCGAUCAAAGCACUCAGCAAUGAAGCCCUCAUCAGCCUCGCCGACGACACUGGGGUAUGCAGGUGUAGGCUGACACGCAACGCGACAUGAUUGGUGUGUCGUCAUGAGUAUGGUGAUCAGCUUCUUGAGGGCUUCUUGCGGCUCACAUCGUAG
Molecule: messenger RNA, 193 nt
Organism: Vitrella brassicaformis
Lineage: Eukaryota; Vitrellaceae
Source: the annotation of a GenBank genome assembly